Molecule: messenger RNA, 879 nt
Organism: Aspergillus calidoustus
Lineage: Eukaryota; Fungi; Ascomycota; Eurotiomycetes; Eurotiales; Aspergillaceae
Source: the annotation of a GenBank genome assembly
AUGGAAGCUCCUCGAAACCGAAAACAACGACGGGCAGCUGCCUCAUCGAAAGCCGAAUCCGAUACCUUCGAUCCCUCCUCCAUCCCCCUUGCCCGACCCCCAUCGAACGACCACUCGAACGCAAAAACCCUGGUGGAUAUAAUCGCGGAAAGGCAGGCUGAGCUAGGAAACCCGAUCGGAAAUACAGGCCCGAUAAAAAGUCUCAAGACACAAUACGUGACCAUCGACCCGGCCACGGGCAAGAUCUCUUCGCUGGAUGGGUCGGACAUCACGGGCCUCGAAGAUCAUGUCACCGCUGAUGGGAUUCAGGGUCCUCGAGUCAUUGAAGUGGAUGAAGAAAAGAAGGAGGAGGGUGGUGAUGAUGAACCGCCCAUCCCGCCUGUCAUUGACACUCUGCUGCUCUCUAUACCCCUGACUGUCCUCCAUCUGACACUGGGUUAUCUGGCAGCUCAUCAAUACGCACAGAGUAUUCAACUCAACGCCCUCUUCCGCAACUCCGGUUUCGUCGCCUUUCCAAUGCUCACUCUGCUCAUUCACCUUGCCCAUGGACACAUCAUAUCGUUCAGCCGGGGCGCGAAGGCGGAGACGCUCUCGCUCUUCCCGUGGCAUGCAGAAAAGCUGUCAUUCUCGUUUUUGCGCAAACUACUUUUCCCGCCGACGCUGAAGACAAUGGUCUUCCUGCCUGGUGCAGUCUUGUUAGGAAGCAAGCUCAUGGCUAUGACGAAUGAGGACACGUACUAUGCUGUUAUGAAGCAGGCUCCUGCUGUUGGUACACUCUGGGUAUGGUGCAUCCUCGAGGUGCCAGUAGGAGCCGCUGUCCUCGGCGCUCUGGGACCACUGGCGUGGGGUGUGUUUUGGAAGGGAUAUGGUAUUCUUUAG